GACGAGGGAGAGGUACUUCUUGGACAGAGAGUGAUACUCUGAAGGGGGAAAGUAGAGUAACAGAGACACUCAUGGCGUCAAGGUUAUGGGCUUCAAGGGCUGCUUCUUAUCUCAGGCUCUCCGUUUGUCAUAGAGGCUUUGCUUCUGUUGUCAAGGAUCUGAAAUAUGCUGACACCCAUGAGUGGGUCAAAGUGGAAGGCACUUCUGCUACCAUAGGAAUAACUGACCAUGCACAGGACCAUUUAGGGGAUGUUGUAUAUGUUGAAUUGCCUGAAGUUGGAGCUUCUGUAUCACAGGGAAACAGCUUUGGUGCAGUUGAAAGUGUAAAGGCCACUAGUGAUGUUAACUCUCCUGUUUCAGGGAAAGUGAUUGAAGUCAACGAAGAGCUAAACAGCUCUCCGGGUUUGGUUAAUGCAAGCCCAUAUGAAAAUGGAUGGAUUAUGAAGGUGGAGCUGAGUAACACAGGUGAACUGGAUUCCUUGAUGGACUCCAAUGGGUACUCAAAGUUCUGUGAAGAAGAAGAUGCUGCCCAUUGACUGGUUAAGAAACGGAUAUUAAGGUAGCCAGCUACCGAAGUGCAAAUUUUUUGCUUCAUUUCCGAAUCUCCAACAGAAGAAGUCAUUUUUUUUUUUUGUUUCUAAUAUAUUGAAUUGUAGGGAUCUUAAGUUGGAAUUUUCUAUCUUGCUGAGAAUAAUUUGAUUUGUGUUUCA
Molecule: messenger RNA, 710 nt
Organism: Telopea speciosissima
Lineage: Eukaryota; Viridiplantae; Streptophyta; Magnoliopsida; Proteales; Proteaceae
Product: glycine cleavage system H protein 2, mitochondrial-like
Exons: 3
Coding region: 72-536 (154 amino acids)
Biological process (GO): protein lipoylation; glycine decarboxylation via glycine cleavage system
Cellular component (GO): cytoplasm; glycine cleavage complex; mitochondrion
Source: RefSeq, a predicted model, not a curated record